Racocetra persica is the source of this 227-nucleotide messenger RNA. Lineage: Eukaryota; Fungi; Glomeromycota; Glomeromycetes; Diversisporales; Gigasporaceae. The record is from the annotation of a GenBank genome assembly.
AAAUGUGUCAAGAAAUUUCAGAUUAUCCAAAUAAUUCAAUAAUAAAAUAUAUAACACCUAAAUUUUGUUAUAUAUAUGAAAUUAUUGAAGCAGGUAUUCAGCUAUCUGAAUCUUAUCUAGCACAAACUCAAAAACCAAAUACAUUUUCUAUUCCUGACAAAUCUGAUCCAGAUGAUUUUGUAUGUUCUAAUUUAUUAGCUACUACUGCAGCAAAUGCUUAUAUAACA